Molecule: messenger RNA, 3133 nt
Organism: Brachypodium distachyon (stiff brome)
Lineage: Eukaryota; Viridiplantae; Streptophyta; Magnoliopsida; Poales; Poaceae
Product: putative leucine-rich repeat receptor-like serine/threonine-protein kinase At2g19230
Exons: 11
Coding region: 18-2951 (977 amino acids)
Biological process (GO): protein phosphorylation
Molecular function (GO): protein kinase activity; ATP binding; protein binding
Source: RefSeq, a predicted model, not a curated record
UGGAGCUUAUUGCAACAAUGGCGCCCAGCUGGCCCUUGCUGCUGCUUCUUCUUCUCUGCCUCGCCGGCGGCGGCAUACUCCAACCUCGCGCCCAGCCUGACAGCAAAGGUUUCAUAAGCAUAGAUUGCGGGUACCCAGGGGAGACGAGCUACAUGGAUGAUACCACGAUGCUAUCCUACUCCCCGGAUAUUGGCUUCAUCGACUCCGGCACCAACCACAACAUCUCCGGUGAGUACGUCCGGCCACUGCUCUCACGGCGUGCCCACAACCUGCGGAGCUUCCCUGACGGCGCACGCAACUGCUACACACUCACCUCCCUGGUGUCCGGGCUCAAGUACCUCAUCCGUGCCAGCUUCGUCUACGGCAACUACGAUGGCCUCAAUCGACCGCCCGUGUUGUUCGACCUCUACAUCGGUGUCAACUUUUGGAUGGCGGUGAACAUGUCGUCUUGGUCGGACCCGGCGGGUGGCGUGGUGACAGCGGAGGCCAUUGUCAUGGUCCUAGACGACUUUGUGCAGGUGUGCUUGGUGAACACCGGUGCCGGAACCCCGUUCAUCUCCGGGCUGGACCUGAGGCCGCUCAAGACGACACUCUACCCGCAGGUCACGGCGGCGCAGGGGCUGGUGAUGCUUGCCAGGCUCAACGCCGCCCCGACUAACAAAACAUACAUUGCCAGGUACCCUGAUGACCCACAUGACCGAAUAUGGUUCCCAUGGUACGACGCCGUGAACUGGGCUGAGAUGUCGACCACUCAGACGGUACAGAACAUUGAAAACGACCUCUUUGAGGCACCGUCGGCGGUGAUGCAGACAGCGAUCACGCCACAGAACGCCUCCAAGAACAUCGAGUUCUAUUGGGACGCGGAGCCCAAGCCCAACGACCCAUCGCCAGGGUACAUUGCCAUCAUGUACUUCUCCGAGCUGCAGCUCCUCAAUGGCAACGAUGUGCGCCAGUUCUACGUCAACCUCAACGGCAAUCCCUGGUAUCCGACGGGCUUCACGCCGCAAUACCUCUCCAACGGUGCCACCUACAAUAGCUACCCCUCCCAUCACAGCCGUUACAACAUCUCCAUCAACGCCACCUCCAAUUCGACUCUGCCGCCAAUCAUCAACGCCGUUGAGGUGUUCUCCGUCGUUCCCACCACCAACAUAGGAACUGACUCGCAGGAUGCAACCGCUGUCAUGGCGAUCAAGGCCAAGUAUCAGGUGCAGAAGAAUUGGAUGGGCGACCCAUGCCUUCCGAAGAAUAUGGCAUGGGAUAUGAUGAAUUGUAGUUAUGCCACUCCCAACCCAUCAAGGAUCACAAGCAUAAACAUGUCAUCUAGUGGUCUGACCGGUGAUAUAUCGUCUUCUUUUGCGAAGCUCAAGGCUCUCCUAUACUUGGAUCUGUCGAACAAUAAUUUGACAGGCUCAAUUCCGGAUGCUCUUUCACAGUUACCUUCGGUGACAGUUAUAGAUUUGUCUGGCAACAAGCUGAAUGGAUCAAUUCCCCCUGGACUUCUCAAAAGAAUUCAAGAUGGCUCUUUGGAUCUAAGACAUGGCAACAAUCCAGACCUUUGCACAGGCAGCAACUCAUGCUUGCUGGCCACUAAAAGGAAGAACAAAGUGGCCAUCUACGUUGCUGUCCCUAUCCUUGUCAUUCUAGUGAUAGUAUCAGCGGCAAUACUAGUCUUUUUCUUGCUAAGACGCCGGAAUCAGCAGCAAGGUGAGUGCGAGGCUUUCUGCCAUUAUCAAGCUCAAGCACACAUAACAAACUGUACUCAUAUCCGUACCAGAUCUAAGAAUUCACCAAAUUGCCUUUCUGCAUAUAAAGGAUCAAUGAACACCAUGACUGCCGUAAAACCGCAGAACGAGGAGGCAAUGUCGACGACAAGCUAUGGCGGCGGUGAUGGUGAUUCACUGAGGAUAGUUGAGAACCGCCGGUUCACAUACAAGGAGCUUGAGAUGAUAACCAAUGGCUUCCAGAGGGUGCUCGGCCAGGGAGGGUUCGGUCGUGUCUAUGAUGGCUUCCUUGAAGAUGGCACUCAGGUGGCGGUCAAGCUGCGGUCUCAUGCUUCCAAUCAAGGCACCAAGGAGUUUCUCGCAGAGGCUCAAAUUUUAACACGGAUUCACCACAAGAAUCUUGUGUCCAUGAUUGGCUACUGUAAGGAUGGAGAGUACAUGGCACUUGUCUAUGAGUACAUGGCACAUGGAACCUUGCGGGAGCACAUUGCAGGAAGCGAUCGCAACGGAGCAUGUUUACCUUGGAGACAGAGACUCCAAAUUGCACUUGAAUCUGCACAAGGAUUAGAGUACCUACACAAGGGUUGCAACCCGCCUCUCAUCCAUAGAGAUGUCAAGGCGACCAACAUCCUGCUGAAUGCCAAACUCGAGGCCAGGAUUGCCGAUUUUGGCUUGUCGAGGGCAUUCAACCAUGACACCGACCCCGUUUCCACGAAUACUCUUGUUGGUACUCCUGGAUACGUGGAUCCAGAGUACCAGAUGACGAUGCAGCCAACGACCAAGAGUGAUGUGUACAGCUUCGGCGUGGUGCUACUGGAACUGGUCACCGGGAAGCCAGCCAUCCUUUCGAAUCCUGAGCCCACAAACAUUAUCCAUUGGGCACGACAGCGGCUGGCGCGGGGCAACAUCGAGGGCGUGGCGGACGCACGCAUGAAUAGUGGUUACGACGUCAACAGCGUGUGGAAGGUGGCGGAGAUCGCCCUCAAGUGCACCGCUCAGGCAUCAGCGCAGCGGCCCACCAUGGCCGACGUGGUGGCACAGCUACAGGAGUGCGUCGAACUUGAGAACGGCCGCGCCGUCUACACCGGCGGCGGUAGCAGCAGCGUUGAUGACCCGAACUGGAGUCACGGUGCUUACACUAGUGGGCAAUCCAGUAACGUGAGCGACAACACUGCAUUUGAGAUGGAGCAUAGGGUGCCCACAGUGGUCACCGGUCCUGCCGUACGUUGAGGACUCUCUCGUCUAAAACUGGCUAUAGUUGCCUGUUUUUAAGUCUCUAUGAUUUCCUAGAAUAUACCGUUAACGUUAUUUACUAAAAUAGUGCUGGUAACUGGUGUGCAAUUUAUAUUUUUGAAGUAAGACAUGAAACUAUAUAUAUUUAUUUGUAUAUAAUGUGUACAUGCUCAUCUGUU